This is a messenger RNA of Chlamydomonas reinhardtii, 3232 nucleotides long. RefSeq lists its product as uncharacterized. The record is from RefSeq and is a predicted model, not a curated record. The transcript has a single exon. The coding region runs from base 64 to 381 and encodes 105 amino acids. NCBI's taxonomy places the organism in Eukaryota, Viridiplantae, Chlorophyta, Chlorophyceae, Chlamydomonadales, Chlamydomonadaceae.
GCAUUGCACGUUCAGCAUCAAGGUUUGCGUGUGUUCAUACUUCCUGUCGGAAACUUCAGCAGUAUGGUGUUAUGUGCUGAAAAGCUGCCGUCUCACUUACGGCAGCGAACGUGGAUGGGGGCAACACCUUUUGCCUUUCAGUGCAAAGGUGGGCAGCUCGAUCGGCCAUCGGCGGCGGCCGUGCUGCGCAUGCUCAGCCCUGUGCUUAGCCAAUAUCAUACACAAGCACGUCUGUGGGGGUUGCAAAGCUAUGCGUGCGUAUCGCAGCAGGCAUCGAUGGUGGUACCUGCUAAAGAGGCGGGGCUUUGCCUUGUUUUGGCGCUCAGCCGGAAGAAUAGGAGCGAGGUUCUGAACGGAGCGAGCUGGGUUUUGAGUUUGUGAGCGCGGGCUUUCAAGGAAGGAAGCUGACAAUGAUCUGGCUGGAUGUGACCCGCAUACUGUUACUAGGACUGUGUUGUUCGUUGGGACGCAGGACAAUUCAGGCAUUUCCGUCCUGAGGCCCUGCAAUUGAGCAGUUGCGGCAGCUAAGGGGUUUCAAUCGCUGUGGCUUUGGCCCAGCAGUCGGGCGUUUGUGACGGGCUCUGGUCAGGUCUGGCCUGACCUGACGUGAGGAAGCCAGGCGAAGAAAGUGUACGGUAAGCAUGUGCACCGGUUUUGUGCGUGUGAGAGGUUGUCCUUAUUAAAUGUACCCUUCUUGCGCCUUUGUGUCUCAGGGAUGCUUCCCAGCAGUGACACGAGGACGCAUGGACUUGCACAUAAGAAGAUAGGAACGGUGUUUGUUUGUGCGGCGCGAGUGCGUGGUUGGCACUGCAUGCUAUGAGAGGACGGGGACGGAGGUGCGGUGGUUACGGUGGUUCAUGUGUGGGAGAGAUCGCAAGCGCUCGGUGCAAUCGAGUUUAUGUGUUUUUGUGACUGCUACAGUGCCCUCCACGGGUCACAAACAAUGACAGCAGGCGAUGAGCUGUGAUUUACGUCAGAUUGAGGCACCGGCGUAACCCAUACGCCAGGGAGGAGACGGACACAUAAAACGGCGGGUUCAGGACACAUACACGCAUACAUAUACGUACCAAAAUUCCUUUGCGCGCAAGCAAGUGGCUGCGCGUGUCGCAGCAGGUAGGCAGGUGCUCCGGUGUGAUGGAUGUGAGAAAGGCAAGCCAGCCGUUGCUAGCUAUUGGCGACACUAGUUGGCACAAUCGUCUUUCUUGGUUGCUGUGUACAAAGGGCACGGGGAUAUACACGGCCUGACACAGUGCUUACUGGCAGGAUCAUUCGGACUCGUCAAGGGUGUUCACAAGCGGCUUACUGCGGCUUUGAAAGGACAUACACGUGCGCUGUCCCAUGGUUGGAAGCGCAUAAGGUGGCAGGGUGCGGAGUUUGCGCUCGCAAUCUAUCAUUACCGGACACGACGCACGGGCACACGUGCGUUUCUCAUCUAUUACAGCAAUUGACGGAGUUGUUGCGUACACGCGCGGCGUCUGAUAGGCGUGGGGCGGCCGCGGCAGUGGUACGCGCAGCUAAAGCUAUAAAAUAAACAAAACAAAAAAUAAGAAGGCCGAGGUGCUAAGCGUGUAUACCGUGACGUGCGGCUGAUAUGUGUGGGACCCUCUGGGAUUCUGACUGCUUUGGCGCGUGACACGUGUUGCUCGCUCGGUGUCGGUCUACAUCGAUUUUGGGAUCAUGGCGACAGAAAUGGAGUAGAAAUAAGUAAAGCGGCGCGAUAGUCUUGGCUGGAGGCCUACUUGCAGUAGUACAUCCGGCGGGGGGGAAAGGGGUAUUGGACGGAUGCGGGCAGCAGAAAGGUGCAAUUUAGGUGCGAGAUCGCACUGCUCCUUAGUUUGCGCCUGCAUGCGUGCAUGUGUAUAUGCGUGUGGUGGUGGCAUUGGCAGUGUGAUUCACAGGGGCGGCCCCUUCCUUCCUUUGCAUCCCGCCUUUCUUGGCACUUAACAAGCACUUCCGCCAACUCACACCGGUCGGGGCUGCAGUGAUUACUACAUAUUGCUGAUGGAGUCGCCUGUCAUGAUCUCGCUCCAUGAAAUGAAUGUCGAAGUUGCAACGCCUACAUGAAUUCUUCAGUGACGGAUGCCCCGUCAAAGCUUACGAAAGGCAGCAUCCAUCUUUAUGGUGGUGCGUGUACAUGUGUGCGUGUGCGUGUUUGAAUGGGGACCCCACAUCGCAGAGUUUUGAUGUCUAUGUGUUUGGAAGUGAUCCUGCAGCAACACCAAGCUAAGUGGUGGAGCAUCGGAGGGCGGAAACUUGGCUCGCGGCGUGCAUCGUAAUAUUGCGUUGUGGGUUAUUCAUACGCACGCAAGGCCGUGUAUACAGACGCAUGCCUGCUGUCUGUUGCAUAAUGUUGGGCGCACACGCGGUGGCGAAUGUGGUGAGGCAUGCAUGCUUGUGUGGGCAGCCGAGUGCCUGUUUCUUUUGGAUGUGCGUGGUUCGGUGGUUUGGAUGCGCGCGCAGUGACGUGGCAGGUGCCGGGUGCCUCGGGCAGCAGGGGCCCUUCCAGUGACUUCGGAAGGCUGAUCGGAUGCCAGGGCCAACCUGUCUGUCCUUUGACGGCAUUUGCCGUAGCAGCAGUGCCGUGCCUGCUGUGUGCUACUAUGCCUCCAAGUGAAGCCACGACGUACGUACAAUAGCAGUGCUUCAAGCGCACGUUUCGGAAGCAGGGCAAGACUGAAGUGAAAGCACAUCGGCAUAUCCUGUCAAGUUCUGUCUUGUUCUUGCACGUGUCCCAAUAGUCCCAAGCUGUGUUAGCUGUCGUCAUACAUGAGGCAAGUUCCGUGGCACGCAUCUUGGCCCGGGCCGCUGCCCAUCGUGCCAGCCUGCCGGCAUCUCGCGUGGUGUUAAUCAGGGGUGCGCGCAUAAUCUUGAUGCCGGUGGUGAUGGAGGUGACGGGGUGCAUGCAUGCGCAUCGUUUGCAUGCUACGCAUGGGCACGAAGUGACGAAGGCACGUCAGAGGUCUGCGGGGGCGGGCUCGCACGUAGCGUUGUUUGGACUGACUCGGCGGAGCAGGGCUCGUUUGCUUGGCCAUCUCAUCUAUCGCUAUAUACAUACAGACGUGAGAAGCUGUGCGAACGGCAAGAGGGGGCGGCGGCGGUGCGGCUUUGGCCGGGGCAGUGGGGGAGUGUGGGCAUUGGGCAGGGCUCGCUUCACUAUGUAGUGCCCUCCGCGGGUGCGACAUGCCCCAUUGAUUCUUUUUAUGAGGAUGCAAAUCUGUAACACAUGUGCCGU